Staurois parvus is the source of this 286-nucleotide messenger RNA. NCBI's taxonomy places the organism in Eukaryota, Metazoa, Chordata, Amphibia, Anura, Ranidae. The record is from the annotation of a GenBank genome assembly.
UCAAUUUGUGGUAAAAAAAGGAUUUAACCUCCCUGGCAGUAUUCCCGAGUGUAGCUCGGGGUAAAGUUUCAGUACCAGAAGCGGUAACCCCGAGCUACACUCGGGCUUACCAUGCGGCGCUGCUCCGGGAUCCCUCGAUCACUUACCUUGUUCUGCUCUCCUGCGAUGUCCCUCCUGCAGUGUCCCUGGCAAUGUAAUCCGGCGGAUGCCGGCAUCUGUCCUCUGGGUUCCGUUCCCCGGGACGUACGGGGGACAGAACGGCGGGAAAUUUGAAAAUGACAAAAAG